Messenger RNA from Pseudomyrmex gracilis, 2765 nucleotides. RefSeq names its product transcription cofactor vestigial-like protein 4. Lineage: Eukaryota; Metazoa; Arthropoda; Insecta; Hymenoptera; Formicidae. The coding region runs from base 592 to 1089 and encodes 165 amino acids. Gene Ontology annotation, biological process: negative regulation of DNA-templated transcription. The transcript is spliced from 5 exons. The record is from RefSeq and is a predicted model, not a curated record. Gene Ontology annotation, molecular function: transcription coactivator binding.
UUUGUGACAUUUAAAUAAAAAAAUCGGAGCGAUUUCUCGGUUUUUCAUAGACAAAAAUACGGAGCGCGAGACAGAUUCCCCUCCGCAUGAGAGGAGAAAUUUCUGUGACACCGAUAUAAAACGCACCGAGAAUUCGCGCGCGCCUCUUUCGGCGAGAAAUUUUGCAGCAGGUAUACUUGUUUGUCGUGACGAUUUGAAAACAAAAAAUCACGACGAAGGAAUUCCGAGGACGACGAGCGUGUGAACUGACAUUUUGUUCUUGUUCGGAAUUUUGCGGUAAAUUCACAUUGCGGCGUUUCACGUUCACGUUCGAGCUGACGUUCGAGGACUAUUGUCGAUGAUUGAUAUCGACAGAGCACCUCAUUCCGUGACGUGGAAACAAAGCGGAACGAGAAAACAACGUGUUCUUGAGGACGAAGGAGACACAGCACCGUGAGGAAGAAGGGUUUAGAAUUUGCGAACCGGUCUCAAAGUGCGCGUAAAUAUUGCGUGAGGUGCGAUAGUGCAGAAGAGGAAGCUAAAAGGAAGAAAGAAAGGAAGGGAGGAGGAAGAGAAGUUAGGGCGGACGAAAUAAACGGGAGGAGCGAAGAUAUGUCCGCCGUCGAGAGUGCCUUGGACGUCCUCUCCAGAGCAGCGACAAUGGUGCAAGAGGAGAGACCAAAGGCGACGAAUUUACAUCGAAAGCCGAGUAGUGCGUGGCGCAAAGAACGCAGAAGAGAUCCUAUUCAAAGCGAAGCAUUGGACAUGUCGCAUCACAGCAGACCAAGCGUCAUCGUCUCUACAUCGCCGCAGAACGGCAACACAAAUGAGGACAAGGUUGUGAAGUCCACGUCGACGCGAGUAUCCACUAACUCUUCGUCGAGGAGUACCGGAUUUAGGACGCCCGGUGGUGCCAGCGAUCCCGAGAUCGAAGCGCACUUCAAACGAUCACUCGGUCCGAAAAAAUAUGCUGCCGUUUUUAACGUUACUACCAAUGACAAAGAUACAAGUCCGAAUAAUGCUGACGCAGUUGACGAUCACUUCGCGAAAGCGCUCGGCAAGGACUGGAAGCAGAUUCAAGCGACGGUUCGAAAGAAGGAGUCCACAUAACCACCGGACAAAUUUGCCAGGAAUCUUGUCGAAAUCCUCAUCGUCGUUUAAUAUUACCGCGUUACAACUCGUUCGGGGUUGAAAUCGUUCCAGUCUCGCUCGCUAUUUGUGUACUAGGUAAUAAGUUAUUGUCGUUAAGAGUUAACCGAAUUCUCGCGUCUGCAUUCGAAGAAUCUGUAUCGAAGCAAAUAAAGUUAAGUGACUUAAACAUACGCUGAAAAUUGAACUGUCAGGCGGUACGUUCUCGUUAAUAUUCACGAUUCGCUCUUUGUCUUCGAAGUAGUAGAACUUUAUUGAUGAUUAAAUUAAAAGUUAACGAAGUCAAUAUUUCAAGUAAUAAACGCACGAUAAAAUAAGAAAAAAAAAUAAAAAAAAAAAAAAAACAAUUUAAUCAUAUUAUAAAAAAUAUUUGUUUGUAUAAAUUUGCUUAUUAUCAAUCCUACGUGAAAAUUAUCUUUUUUUAUGUAUAUAAAAUUGAAAAAAAUUUUUAUUUGCGUUUAAAGCUUGUGGCAUACACGAUGUGGCAUAACAAUGUUCUUUUGCACAUGCUAGAUCGUACGAGAGCAAUAGAAUCGAUCAAUUGCGAAUCUGGUAUAGAGAAAAGCAUUGUGUGCCGCGAACUCAGAUUAAUUUUGUUUUUAUUUUUAUUAAACAUCUUUCUAUACUUCGUAAUUUCAAUUUAUAUAUUGUUUUUUUUGUUUGUUUAAAUUCUAACUGUGUCGUACUUUGUCUUAAUUUGUACGUACCGCAUUGUAUAAGGAGGAUAUCAAGUGUCCUUGAUCUUCUCGCUUUUCAACUGGUCUCCUUGUCGUCGCUUUUUGAAACACGCGUGUAAUAAGACGCCAGGAAGACUGCUACGCGCUGUAUUUUGUACAGUAAAUGCACGUUGAACGAAUUUGAUAGUGUUAUUGUAUAUAUAGGCACGUAUUUCCUUAAAUGCCAUCGCCAGUCAUUAUCAUAUAGUUCCGAGUUGCGUACGAAUAUGAACUCUCUCUUAUUUAUUAUAACAUUUCACGUAUUUCCUCGCAAAGUAAUGUAAGUUUAUUAUGUUAUUUACGUGAACGUGUGCGACAAUAUGUACACUCGCGAACGAUGAUGCGUCCCUUCCUAAUAGAAACAAAUACGAUAAUGCGAGUGCUAUUUUGUAAUUUGAUCGCGUAAAAUUUUUGUUUUUAGACGAAUACCUGAUAUUUGCAGGUCAUAAUUAUUUUAUAUUCGGAACAAUUUUCUGAGAUUUUUUUCAAGAAGAAACAUCUAAAUUAACAUUUAGAUGUAUACAAGAAAUUUUGUAUGAAAUGUCUCGCGUUAUAAUUGUAAUAAUAUAUUUUUACAAAUUAUAUCGUUCAUCUAUAGAUAAUAUAGCUAUUUAAAAAGAGUUUAAAGAAUUAAGACGCGCUUAAUUGUUUUUUUUUUUUUUUUUUUUCAAUUAGGGAGAUUGGAUCAUUAUCCGCGAGUAUAUUGUAUAGCGUUUCUAUUUCUUACGAAUGAAGCUCGUAAGAGACACAGCUGAUAACUUUAACACACGCAUUAAUUAUAAACGCCAUAUAUCACAUCUUCAUGGUCAUAGUAUCGUAUUUGAUAAAGACAAGAUUCGUAUACUGUAAAAAUCAAACAGAAGAAUGUGUAAAAAAAUAAUAUCAGUGAUAAACAAACAAGAUAAAGAGAAAACCACGUUA